Messenger RNA from Neogale vison (American mink), 1611 nucleotides. RefSeq names its product ring finger protein 208 (gene RNF208). NCBI's taxonomy places the organism in Eukaryota, Metazoa, Chordata, Mammalia, Carnivora, Mustelidae. The record is from RefSeq and is a predicted model, not a curated record. Gene Ontology annotation, molecular function: ubiquitin protein ligase activity. The transcript is spliced from 2 exons. Gene Ontology annotation, biological process: protein ubiquitination. The coding region runs from base 650 to 1447 and encodes 265 amino acids.
GAGGUCGCCGCCGGAGCCGCUGGAGACGCCGGGCCGGGGAGCGGGCGUCGCAUCCGGGCCUGCCUUUGAGCCAACCUCUGCGGCGGCGGCGCGCGGCCCGGGGACGCCAGGCUGGGGCAGCUCGGGCCUGGGCCAGGCUUCUCCUCUGCUCCCACCGCCGCCGAGCCUGUGGCCUGGGGCCUCCCGCAGCCAGGGCUCCGGCUAGCUGCCUUCCCUGGGCGCCCUGUCCUGGAGGCGUGGGGCCCACCUAGCCCCUGCCUGCCCGGAUGUCCCUGCUCAGGGACUGCUGACCUCGGCUGCAGGGGGAGCUCCCCCCACGCCCCCUCGCCAACCUCAGCAGCCAGAGACCCUGGGUGAGCCCCUGGGCCAGACCCGCAGCCCAGGGCAGCCUCCCAUACCCCCCUGCCCCCGCCUCCCUCCUCCUCCCCCACCCCUUCCUCCUCCUCCUAGGACUGGACCCGAGAAGCCACUGUGGCCCCUGGGGGGGGCCCUGCCCCCCCAGCUCUCACCGGCCGCCCCCAGGAGCCCUAGGGGCGGCCGGGGUCCCUAUCAGGCCUGGCGGGACCAGGAUGCUGCUCCCUCUCCUCCCCCCCGGCCUCACCCAACACCCCCACCCACCCGAACACCCAGUCUGACUGGAGACAGCCGGAUGCCGGUUGACCCUGGGCCCGAGGUGGGCAGUGGCUGGCCAGGCCUCCUCAUGUCCUGCCUGAAGGGUCCCCAUGUCAUCCUCAAGAUGGAGGCCAUGAAGAUUGUUCACCCCGAGAAGUUCCCCGAGCUGCAGGCGGCCGCCCCUUGCUUCCCACCUGCACCGCGGCCCACCCCCGCUCUGGCCCCCAAACGCGCCUGGCCCUCAGACACAGAGAUCAUCGUCAACCAGGCCUGUGGGGGGGACGUGCCUGCGUUGGAUGGGGCACCCCACACCCCUCCCUUGCCACGACGGCCCCGCAAGGGCAGUGUGGAGUUGGGCUUCCCCCGCGUGGCGCCCGCGGACGAGGUCAUCGUGAAUCAGUAUGUGAUACGGCCUGGGCCCGCCUCCUCGGGGCCCCCUGCCACGGCGGCGCCAGCUUCGGGGGAGCCCCUGGAGUGCCCCACCUGCGGGCACACGUACAACGUCACCCAGCGGCGGCCCCGAGUGCUGUCCUGCCUGCACUCUGUGUGUGAGCAGUGUCUGCAGAUCCUCUAUGAGUCCUGCCCUAAGUACAAGUUCAUCUCCUGCCCCACCUGCCGCCGCGAGACUGUGCUCUUCACGGACUACGGCCUGGCUGCACUCGCUGUCAACACGUCCAUCCUGAGCCGCCUGCCACCCGAGGCUCUGACCGCCCCGUCCGGGGGCCAGUGGGGGGGUGAGCCGGAGGGCAGCUGCUACCAGACCUUCCGGCAGUACUGUGGGGCCGCGUGCACCUGCCACGUGCGGAACCCACUGUCCGCCUGCUCCAUCAUGUAGCCGGAGCCCCCCCGCGCCCUGGCCUGCCAGUCCGCGCUCGCCGCUUCUCCAGGGAUCCGGCCCCGCCCCGUCGCCUGCUGACCCCUCGCCCACCACAGCUUCUGGCCCCUCCCUGUGUGGCAUUGUCGCUGCAGCCAACUCUGCCAUUAAAACUCUUUGCCAAA